Plasmodium malariae is the source of this 405-nucleotide messenger RNA. Its product is annotated as conserved Plasmodium protein, unknown function. The transcript has 4 exons. The coding region runs from base 1 to 405 and encodes 134 amino acids. Lineage: Eukaryota; Apicomplexa; Aconoidasida; Haemosporida; Plasmodiidae. The record is from RefSeq and is a predicted model, not a curated record.
AUGAAGUGGUUUGCUAACGAAAAGAAAACUUUACAUUUGUUCUUAUUGCCUUUCAUUUAUGUACAUUUGAAUAUGCAUUUUAUUAACGACAGUUCGGAUGAUUUGCUUUUAGGAAACAUUCCAGACUUAAAUGAGGACACGAAAAAGAAAAUGGGCAUUCCUAAAAGGAUUCAAAUAAAAAAAAGUUUUAGAUUAUUAAAGAGGGAAAAGAAAUUGCUAGAUAAUUUAGACUCAGAAAAAAAGGAAAAGGUGGAGCAUUUAUUGAGAGUACGCAAAGCAGUGUUGAAAUCCAAAGGGGAAAAAGUUUAUGAUGAAAAAAGUCUUAAAAAAAGAAGGAAAAACCUUUCAAUGAAAAAGGAAAAAUCACGCAAGAGAUGGGAAAAUAAAAAAAAAAAAAAAAAUUAA